CCAUGUCCCUCUUCCAGGUGCGCGAAUGGUGGGCCGCCAAGGGCGAGCACGACGAGGAGUAUACGCCCGGUGCGCUGGUGGUGGGCAACGUGGAUAACGAUUCCUCCGGACAUGUGAAAAUCGUAACUGGCAGCUUGAACGGGGUGUUGCGCGUGUAUUGCCCAACCCAGAGCGAAUUCCGUAUCGAACACCUACUGCUGGAGGAGAAUAUUCGACGUCCCAUUUUGCAAUUGGCUCUUGGUUACUUUAUUCCCAAUCAGCGUAUUUUAGCGCUCGCUAUCCUACAGCCGAGACGGAUCGGCGUUUAUGUGGUGGAGGGCGUGGGCGGGACCGGCAUGGCGGCCAAUUACUUCAAGAUUACGCUGCGAUACGAACAUUUACUGGGCAUCGACGGGGAACACUUCACAGCUUAUAACUUUAUCUACGGACCUUUUGGUUCGCCUAGCUCUAGCUCUGGCGGGGGAGCUCCUCCACGAUCGGAGCGUGAUCAUCUGUGUGUGCAGUCGCUAGAUGGUCGGCUGCAGUUCUUCGAGCAAGACAGGUUUGCAUUUCUACAGCCCCUCAACAACAACUUCCUCCCUGGAGCGAUAUGUUAUGCAGUCGGUAUGGACGCUGUGAUAGCUGCCACGUCGGAUUUACAACUUGAAUGCUACCGUUAUCAAGUUCUGGCGUCGGCGUCGCUCAAAAAGAAAAGAAACGCUUUAGACGAAGACAGUAAGGAAGACCGACAGAAAGAUGCCGCUUCGGCGUCAGUGCACUGCGACUGGAAGAUAAAUAUUGGAGAAGUCAUUGUAGACAUCCGCGUUGCUCGGAUGUCAUACCAGGAAUCAUCAACGAGUUUUGACAUCCUGGUACUUGGUGAGUUCACGCUAUUCGGUAUCAAACCGCAGGGAGAGAUUUUUCUGCAGAAGCGACUGGGUUUCCAUCCGUCGGCUUUUGCCACUUUUCGACGAUAUGCAUCUCCUACGGAGAGAGUAUCACAGAGCUCAGCAUCAAUGGAGAACCUUCUCAUUGCCAGUGAUUCAAAACUCUGGAGUGUCUUCAAGGAGAAGACGCUCAUUUGGUCUGCGUGUUCGUCAACCGUCCCGGUGGCAUUGCAAGUCGCCGAAUUCGGAGGCAUCGACGGAAUGAUCGUGAGUCUGGACUCGGACGGAGCGCUAAGUGUCAACUACAUGGGCACAGACCCGCCGUCUUCCGCUGUUGUCGCACCAGACACGAAGGAGAUCAACUAUGAAGAAAUGGAUGAAGAACAUCGACAACUAUUGAAUGUCAUACGCCGUGCACAGGGCGAACGGCGGACGGAGCCUAAAGACCGCGUGUUGAUUCGAGCACAGGUACCAGCCAUCCUGGACGCUCUACCGGAUCGUAGCGAUGAGUUCAAUCGCAGUGGAGGCUCAACACAAGACGCUAAUGGUAAGAAUACGCAGCUAACAAUGCGCGUGUAUGUCACGUACACUGGAUCAACGCGUGUCUCCAAUGUGACGUUGUCGGUGUCAACACCCGAGAAUGUCGUGGCUAGCGAUUCCUCGUUCGUGAUUGGGAGCAUCGACGGCAAGGCGUCUACGCCUCUUAUUAUCCCGGUCGUGUUGCGUCCGAGUGCUGAUGCCAUGCCUACGUCACUCUCCGUUACAAUCUCAGCGUCGUAUACACUCGAGACAGGUCAGCCGCGAGUCUCGCAGUGUGUAGUCAAGCUCCCCAUGUGCAUGGCCUGCCGUCUCGUGCCUCCCGUCAAGUCCAGUACCUUCAAAUUUACUCUGGAAACCAAUCAAGAGCCUCUUGAACUCGCCAGUUUGUUUGAAGACAUGCUACACCAGCCAAGUUGCACACCCGAGUGGGCGAAGCAGGUGGUGGCGGGUGGCUCCGGCACAAAUGUACUGAGUUUCCAGUACUACAACGGCGUUGAGGCGACGAUCCUUGUAUCGAAGAACGCCGGACGCUAUCGUAUCCAGUCUAACGAGCUUGAGGCGCUCUGGAUGGUAUCACAAGAGCUGGUUGCUCGCCUUCGUGCAUUCUUUGACGGACGAGAGCAGCAUGCAGAGGCCAAGGGCAGCGACAACGGUGCUUCUACGGCUCUCGAGGUGUUCUACCAGGAGCCACUACCGCUUGCAGAUUUCUUCGGUGCUAUUGAUGCGCACUUCGCUCUGCGGAAGGAGAAGCUCGAGCUGGUAGCGCAGCUGAACGACCGAGCGCACCAGUUCCGCGUGAUUCAGAAGCGUCUAUUGGUGCGCUACAAGGACCGCAGCCCCGCCGCUGUCAACUUUCUGGACGUGCUGCUACACGGCACGUACGACCAACUCAUUUCACUGUCGCACGCCAUGGAGGCGGUGGAAGCCAAGCUGAACCGUGCGGCCAAUCGGUUGGCGUGCUGUGUGUCGCUCAUCCUGAUGCUCAUUAAGUUCCGGUUCCAUCUCAGCGACGAAGACGCACGGCUCCUAGAGGCGUAUCUUUCUCCUGUCGUGAACGAGACGGCUGACAGCGGCGCCGUGGAGCAAGGCUGGGAGGAGCGGACUGACUGCGCCAUGACGGAAUUGUUGCGUACUGUGCUGGCCAAGCAGCCUCAAAACAAGGACGGCACAGCAGCGGCGUCCGCUGUAGCGACGAGCGAGCUACAGAUGCAGGAGGACACCAAGCGGCUCAAGAAACACAUUACCAUCGUGUGCGAUCGCCUCGGUAAGGGUGCGAGUCUCGUCCCAGGCAAUAACAGCAACACAGCAACCAGCAGUGCAGCACCAAGCGAGUCCAAAGGAGACUAGCGGCCGCAGCAUCACAGGACGGCAAGCACAAUAUCAAUCAAUCAAUCGACUUGAAAAUUGUAUUGGUGAAGUUGAAGUUGGGUGAUUGCCAAUCGUGACACCCAUUGGCUCAC
This is a messenger RNA of Phytophthora nicotianae INRA-310, 2866 nucleotides long. RefSeq lists its product as hypothetical. Lineage: Eukaryota; Oomycota; Peronosporomycetes; Peronosporales; Peronosporaceae. The transcript has 3 exons. Gene Ontology annotation, cellular component: membrane; BBSome. The record is from RefSeq and is a predicted model, not a curated record. Gene Ontology annotation, biological process: cilium assembly. The annotation marks the transcript as partial.